Molecule: messenger RNA, 3672 nt
Organism: Glycine soja
Lineage: Eukaryota; Viridiplantae; Streptophyta; Magnoliopsida; Fabales; Fabaceae
Product: glycosyltransferase BC10
Exons: 5
Coding region: 236-1420 (394 amino acids)
Cellular component (GO): membrane
Molecular function (GO): glycosyltransferase activity
Source: RefSeq, a predicted model, not a curated record
AUGAAAUUGAGGAAUAGUGGCGAGGUGGCAGAUCGUACGGUUGAAGAAAAGCGAGAAAAGAAAGGGUGGAUGAAAAAGAGAAAGAGAUGUUUGGGAUCGCGAGAGGAGAGGCAGGGUGUUGUGAAGUAGUAGGGAUCGAUUGGAUUGGAUUGCAUUAAUCGAGGUGGGAUCAAAGUAUGUAUGUAGUGUGAGUGUUGAGUGGAAAUAUCAGAGAUAGAGAGUUGGAUUGGAUGCCAUGGGUCGGAAUCAAAGGGAGAGGGAGAAAGAGGAAGGAGAGAAGCACGUGGGGCUUCUGAGAUUGGCCCAAAUCCUAACAUUUUUGGUGGUGUUUGCGGGAGGAGUGGUGAUUGGUCUGACCACAAGCUCUCACAUUAAUGGCCAUUUCAUAUCGCAGCCGUACCAGUACAUCUCCUUGCGUAAUGUUCCAUCUCCUCCUCCUCCUGAGCCCACCGCCAUGGCUGCUGCAGAUCCUCCUCUUCCUCCUAAUCUGGACUUGGAGGCCUUCCUUCAUCCCCUUAACCUCACCCACUGCCUGUCCGACGAGGAGCUUUUCUGGAGAGCCUCCUUGAUUCCGAAGAAAGAAUCAUACCCUUUCUCCAGAAUCCCCAAGGUCGCCUUCAUGUUCCUCACCCGUGGCCCCCUUCCCAUGUUGCCCCUCUGGGAGCGUUUCUUCCACGGCCACUCCUCUCUCUUCAACAUCUACAUCCAUUCCCCUCCCCGCUUCCUUCUCAACGUCUCCCACUCUUCCCCUUUCUAUCUCCGCCACAUCCCUAGCCAGGACGUCUCUUGGGGUACCGUUACCCUCGCUGAUGCUGAGAGGCGCCUUUUAGCCAAUGCCCUCCUCGACUUCUCCAACGAACGCUUUGUUCUCCUUUCCGAGAGUUGCAUCCCUGUCUACAACUUCCCUACUGUUUACCGAUAUCUCACUAAUUCUUCCCUCAGCUUUGUUGAAUCCUAUGAUGAACCUACUCGCUAUGGCCGUGGUCGCUACAGUCGCAACAUGCUUCCUCAUAUUCAACUUCGACACUGGCGGAAAGGCUCUCAGUGGUUUGAACUCAACCGUGCUCUCGCUGUUUAUAUUGUCUCCGACACCAAUUAUUAUUCCCUGUUCCGAAAAUACUGUAAGCCUGCUUGCUACCCUGAUGAACAUUACAUUCCAACCUUCCUCAACAUGUUCCAUGGUUCGCUUAAUUCAAACAGAACUGUCACCUGGGUCGACUGGUCUAUGCUGGGUCCUCAUCCGGCAACCUAUGGCAGAGCUAAUAUAACUGCAGGUUUUAUACAGUCUAUAAGGAACAAUGGUUCCCUUUGUCGUUAUAAUUCAGAGAUAACGUCCAUUUGUUACCUCUUUGCUCGCAAGUUUGAUCCAAGUGCACUCGAGCCCUUGCUUAACCUUUCUUCAGAAGUGAUGAACUUUUGAACUAUUUUUCUUUUUAGUAUACUAGGAGACGAGAUUUUUAACUUAUUUUUUUGUUCUCUAGAUUUUGUUAGAAGAUAAUUUAACAACUUCACUACAAAAUCAUUUUGCAUUGUAAUAUCUGUACAGAUGUUGUUAGAGAAUUUUGUGUUCUCUGCUAGAGAAUAGCAUAUCAAUAUCAAUAAACAAUACAAUUGAAGAUGUUUUCCUACACUUUGUUUGAGUCACUAUUCAUUCAGUGGUCUCUUAUGUUUCUCAAUUGUGUCUUUUUUAUUUAUUGGAAAAGGCAUGAUGCCGUAUGAAGGAGAGACCGCCGAAAAUCUCACCUAGACUGAGGAUGUGUAUCAAAGAGUCAUUUUAAAAUUUCAAUUUAGAUUCAGUCAAUUAUCAAAGGUUCUCUCUUCUUCUCUAUUGCAUGUUUUGUUUGCCUUUUUGUUGGGUGGUGAGUUUUUUUUGUCAAAUUAAUGGAACCGAAAAUCAAUAGUGAUUGUGAUGGUGAUGUUGUGUGUGUAGACCAUUGAAGGAAGUGGUCAGAUGUGAGAGUGUUAAAGGCUUUGACAUGUAGUGGUCAAAGAUUUGCCUGUGGGAUUUCGUGUCUUGGUAUUUUCCAACAAAUGUUCAAUACUGAUGAUUUAUUUUUCUGUUCCAGGUAGUUUAUCCAGUAAUUGGUGUGUGCUUUUUAAGUUUAGUAGAUAGUCGUACGUUUGAGGGUGGGUUUGUUUGAAGAUUUGACAAUGGGUCUUCUAUUUCUAUGUUUAUACCUCUAUUUUUAAUUUAAUUUGGUUCUUUCAUUAUAGAUUAUGUAUUCAGAAAGCUUGUGUAAUUGAAGUUUUAUUCUCAUUAAAUUUCGGAGACAAUAUGGCGAGUUUCCACAAGUAUAUCAGCAUGCAAGAUGUGGCAAGUAUUGCGAGGAAAGGAGGCGGAAGGGAUUUCAUAUCGUUCAAGUCCAAAAUAAUGUAAUUUGAUAUUACUUCUGUAUGUUUUGUUUCUGAUUUUUUGUUACUAUGGCAGCCACACAGUGAGUUGGAGACGUGUUUUUUUCGUAGUGGAAUCUUGAACUGGGUGGUAAGUGCAAGCUGCCAGAUGGUAUUUGUACAUUUGAGCAUUAGCAAGAUGCACCUUCUGGCUAGUAAUUGCUGCUCCCAAUUGAUUAAGAAAAUUAAGAAGAUUCACAAAUUUGAGAUUAGCACGACGGGGACUAAUUCAUACAAUGCAGAUCCAAAAUUUAAUGCAUGCAAGAGAUAAUGAUUGCCUUAUGGAAGUGAGGCAUUGCCUGAAGGAAUUAUUGCUAGAACAUCUAACUUGGAAUUGUGGCCGUUAUGGGACUCUGGUAAAGAUUAUGAGUAGCAUGAUGAAGUCAAAAGAAAGGAGCAUAGUACUGGUGCUAUAUUACUGGUAUCUAUAUGGGCGAUCGAAUGAGAAAUGUUGGUGUGGUUGAUUCUGAGUACAUAGUUCAUCUGGGUCUGCCUACUCAUGGGGGCUCAAAUGGCAACGAGGCAAGUGAUUUUCAUUUCUACAUGUAGUGUAACAUGAGGAUAAUAGUCGCAUAGAAAUUUGUUAUGCUUGUAGUAAUCCACUACUAUCAACUUUAAAAUCUUUGAAUUAAAUCUCAUUUGUUUGCAGGUCCAGGUAAAUAUAAGUGUUUUGAUUUUACUGAGUCUAAUUAUUAAUAAGGGUCUUGUCCUUUGGGUUGCAGGCUCCCCAGGAGAUAAUAGAUCUAAAGUAACAUAGGAUAAUGUAGAUUUAUGCAGGUUAGGAUGCAGUCAUACAUUGAAAUGCAGGUUUUUGGUAAAAGGUGGAAAGAUGCAGCAGAGAAAGACAAAUGUUGGAUCGAUCCGUAUGCACAGGAAAACAAGACGAGCCAUUAGUGUAUUUUGUGAGGCUUUAAGUGAUCAAAAUCCAAGUAGUGUCCAUGUUCAUGAUCAGCGUUUCAAAUUGACACGUCACAUGGCAUCGGAUUUUGGUUUCUAGUCUUGGAGCUUUUGAUUUGAUAUCUCGGGUGUGGGAUCUCGCAAGAGUUUGCAGGAACAUUGCUUCCUUUGCCAUUAUUUUACUUUCAUUUUGUCACCAAGCCAUUUGUUUCCUUAAAUAUUGGUGUGCAUUGGGUUGCAUAGAGUAGUUUAUAUGGCAGCAGAAAAAUGCGAGGCAUAGAUUUUUUUUUUUCACCGCGAAGGUCAGGUCAAUGUAAAGCGGUUGCUUGUAUGAAACAAUCAUAUUUUCUCGGCUCCAAUUAGCUUUAUACCUUAUUCUUGGUA